Leishmania braziliensis MHOM/BR/75/M2904 is the source of this 1458-nucleotide messenger RNA. RefSeq lists its product as hypothetical. The record is from RefSeq and is a predicted model, not a curated record. NCBI's taxonomy places the organism in Eukaryota, Euglenozoa, Kinetoplastea, Trypanosomatida, Trypanosomatidae. The transcript has a single exon. The coding region runs from base 1 to 1458 and encodes 485 amino acids.
AUGAACAGCUGUCACAGUGCUUCUUUCGGGCGUGCAUGUGGUGUAUGUGUAUGUGUGUGUGUGUGUGUGCGUGUGUAUAUCGAUGGAGACGGUGGACAGGCAGCGCAGCUAUUGGCCUGUUGGUCAUUUCUGCUUUGUCGGAGUCCCCCAGCGAAUACGCACCACCACAACAGGAGUCGAGCAUACAGCUAUGCAGGAACCUACACGCACACCACCUCACUCGACUCACGGCGUCACACGGGUGGAAAGAGGAGUCUAUAUCGAUGUCUAUAUCGGUGUCUAUAUCGAUGUCUAUAUCGAUGUCUAUAUCGAUGUCUAUAUCGAUGUCUAUAUCGGUGUCUAUAUCGAUGUCUAUAUCGAUGUCUAUAUCGGUGUCUAUAUCGAUGUCUAUAUCGAUGUCUAUAUCGAUGUCUAUAUCGAUGUCUAUAUCGAUGUCUAUAUCGAUGUCUAUAUCGAUGUCUAUAUCGAUGUCUAUAUCGAUGUCUAUAUCGAUGUCUAUAUCGAUGUCUAUAUCGGUGUCUAUAUCGAUGUCUAUAUCGAUGUCUAUAUCGAUGUCUAUAUCGAUGUCUAUAUCGAUGUCUAUAUCGAUGUCUAUAUCGAUGUCUAUAUCGAUGUCUAUAUCGAUGUCUAUAUCGAUGUCUAUAUCGAUGUCUAUAUCGAUGUCUAUAUCGAUGUCUAUAUCGAUGUCUAUAUCGAUGUCUAUAUCGAUGUCUAUAUCGAUGUCUAUAUCGAUGUCUAUAUCGAUGUCUAUAUCGAUGUCUAUAUCGAUGUCUAUAUCGAUGUCUAUAUCGAUGUCUAUAUCGAUGUCUAUAUCGAUGUCUAUAUCGGUGUCUAUAUCGAUGUCUAUAUCGAUGUCUAUAUCGGUGUCUAUAUCGAUGUCUAUAUCGGUGUCUAUAUCGGUGUCUAUAUCGAUGUCUAUAUCGGUGUCUAUAUCGAUGUCUAUAUCGAUGUCUAUAUCGAUGUCUAUAUCGGUGUCUAUAUCGAUGUCUAUAUCGAUGUCUAUAUCGAUGUCUAUAUCGGUGUCUAUAUCGAUGUCUAUAUCGAUGUCUAUAUCGAUGUCUAUAUCGGUGUCUAUAUCGAUGUCUAUAUCGAUGUCUAUAUCGGUGUCUAUAUCGAUGUCUAUAUCGAUGUCUAUAUCGGUGUCUAUAUCGAUGUCUAUAUCGAUGUCUAUAUCGGUGUCUAUAUCGAUGUCUAUAUCGAGGAAAAAACAAUCACCAAUUACACACCGAGCAGAAAACGACAGAGAUCGACUGGGAAAGGGGGGAAAGAGCGUCGGGGUUGGACAAAGCUACUCAUUCAUUGCUGUGCUUCUCGCACGCGCGCGCGCUCGAUUUCUAUCGCUUUCUCUGUUUUGAAUUGUUAGAAGAGGAGAGCGGCCAGUGCCCGUGUGUGCCUGCGCCACCAACUUGUUUUUGUCCGCCCUCCCACCCUUCGCCUCGCAGCCCCCUCGUUGUGUGA